GAAGUGCGUGCACUCUCUGGCGAAGAUGGCGGACGGCGAAAACAACCGGGCCGACGCCGCCGAGCCGCUCCUGAAGAGACCGAGACUCCGGGAUGCGCGCGGCGGAACCGAGCCGGUGGAGGCGGACCCGGCGCUGAUGGACGAGUCCCGUUCUCAGGCCUCACGGAACAGCAGCAGCAGCAGCCUCACCGAACCAGAACCAGAACCAGAACCCGAACCCGAACCCUCCGACCUACUUGACGAAGGUGUCCCUCCCAAUGGCUUCACGUCUCCUGAUCUUCCUCACGAGGAUGAUGACGACUGCUCGUCUCGCGCCAGCUCCAGCGACUGGACGCCUCAGCCACAGAUCGGCUCGUAUCGGUUCAUUCAGCAGCACAUCAUGAGAGGAACCGACCCGAGGGCCAUUUUGAAAGACCUGCUUCCCGAAACGGACCUCCCGGCGGAUCUCGACGACAUGACGCUGUGGCAGAUCAUCAUCAACAUCUCAGAGCCGCCCAAAAGAAAGAAACGCAAAGACAUCAACACAUUAGAGGACGUCGUGCGGCUCCUGAACGAGAGGAAGAAGAUACUUGUGCUCACUGGCGCCGGGGUGUCUGUUUCUUGUGGCAUUCCUGACUUUCGGUCUAGAGAUGGCAUAUACGCUCGACUCGCUGUGGACUUUCCUGACCUUCCUGAUCCUCAAGCCAUGUUUGACAUAGACUACUUUAGAAGAGAUCCGAGGCCUUUUUUCAAAUUUGCCAAGGAAAUCUACCCAGGACAGUUCCAGCCAUCUCCAUGUCACAGGUUCAUAUCAAUGCUGGAUAAGAAGGGAAGGUUACUGAGGAACUACACUCAGAAUAUCGACACACUGGAGCAAGCGGCUGGAAUCCAGAAGAUCAUUCAGUGUCAUGGUUCCUUUGCGACUGCUUCCUGUCUUGUCUGUAAACAUAAGGUUGACUGUGAAGCCAUAAGGGAGGAUAUAUUCAACCAGGUUGUUCCUCACUGUCCGAGGUGUCCGUCAGAUGUCCCGUACGCCAUCAUGAAACCAGACAUCGUCUUCUUUGGCGAGAACCUUCCAGAACUUUUCCACCGAGCCAUGAAGCAGGAUAAAGAUGAGGUGGAUCUUCUCAUCGUCAUCGGCUCCUCGCUGAAAGUUCGGCCAGUGGCUCUCAUACCCAGCUCCGUACCUCACGACGUGCCUCAAGUCCUGAUCAACCGCGAGCCGCUGCCGCACCUGCACUUCGACGUGGAGCUGCUCGGAGACUGUGACGUCAUCGUGAACGAACUCUGCCAUCGUCUGGGAGGCGACUUCGAGCAGCUGUGCUUCAGCUCGUCCCGUCUCAGCGAGAUCACGGAGAAACCGUCCGCUCGGAGCCCCUCCACACGAGCGUCAGAGGACACUUCACUGUCUCCCGAGAAGGAGGAACCGCAGACAGCAGCCAGAAGAACAAGCCCUCCUCCAGAGCCGUUAGCGGAAACUAACACAGACCGGUUAGACUCCAACCCAAAAGAGCAUUCUCCGAAGACAGCUACAGAAGCACUGGACUCUACUGAUGACGUGAAGGAGGAAGAACCAGCAGAUCGUCACCGUGUUGAAGUGCGGAGACGGUGCUGGAGAAGCCCAAUCUGUCAGAGUCCAAUCAGCAAACGACUCGGAGCCUCGCAGUAUUUAUUUCGAGCACCGAACCGCUACAUUUUCCACGGCGCCGAGGUCUACUCGAGCUCAGAGGACGAGUCGUCCAGUUCCUGCGGCAGUGACAGCGACGGCUCUCGCUGCAGCGCGGACGCUGUGGGAAAUGAAGACAGCGACGUGGAGGAAGAAAACACAGAGACAGUACAGGAGCACGAACACAAACGCCUUCACACGGACUGCACCGCAGAAACAGACCCACCGACCACACAAUAACUCACUAGCACUCGCUGCGUCUCAUGUGCUCAAGUCUGUUUGAUAUGUUUUUGUAUCUCCUCCCUCCUAAACGCCCUGUUAUGUCUUCUAAUGCAUGCAACUUCUUUCUUUUAUUUCACCGCCAGUCUUUUUAUAUUUUUGCAUUUUUAGAUGUAAAAUAUACGGUUAAUUCUGCCUGAAUGUUGUUUCUGCCUGAGAAUUGAACAUGCAUUGAACAAAGGGAAUGAUUUUCAAACCAAAGAUCACUUUUUCCGCAUCGUUUUCAUGUUUUUCACAAGUUCCUUGUCGGAUCUGGUCAAUGUGUUUCGCAUGUGCACCAAACUGUGGCAUUUUCAGACAUUUGGCAGUCUUUUAUAGCCAGUAAAGUCUGAUAGUCAUCAUGUUUUCCAUUCGUUUUUUAUACCUAUAGAAAGACAUUAUUUACAUGCAUUCACACUCUUGUGAUUCCUGUCCUCAAGCACUUCUGAAUCUGUUUUUGAUUAAUAUGCCUGUUGAUGUUGGUUGGUUUUAUAAAUGCAGCGUCUUUUCCAGCUCUCGUUGACCGUGCAUUAAAAUCUUUAUAACACUGUUAAGUUAUAAUAUCAACACGACCUCGUGAGUCCCUCGUGCAGUUGAUGCCGUUUUGGUUGUUUGUUCUUAAUCUCUGUUCAAAAUACGAAUUUAUUUUCGAUGCUGCAAAAGAAUACUUUUGUCCCGAAAUACAGACUUCACAAAUGUAGCAUCUUUGACUCUUAUCACUCAUCCUUGAGCUAAACGCUGUACAUGAUGCAUGCAAGUUAGUAACUAAGAAUGGUAGAGAAGUAUUUUGCUCGGUAAUAAAAUACUCAAGAGUUUGCAGAAUG
This is a messenger RNA of Sinocyclocheilus grahami, 2727 nucleotides long. Its product is annotated as NAD-dependent protein deacetylase sirtuin-1-like. Gene Ontology annotation, cellular component: rDNA heterochromatin; nucleus; nucleoplasm. Bases 26 to 1885 code for a protein of 619 amino acids. Gene Ontology annotation, molecular function: p53 binding; NAD+ binding; transcription corepressor activity. NCBI's taxonomy places the organism in Eukaryota, Metazoa, Chordata, Actinopteri, Cypriniformes, Cyprinidae. The record is from RefSeq and is a predicted model, not a curated record. The transcript has 9 exons. Gene Ontology annotation, biological process: negative regulation of DNA-templated transcription.